Messenger RNA from Sphaerodactylus townsendi, 384 nucleotides. RefSeq names its product lipoma-preferred partner homolog. Gene Ontology annotation, cellular component: stress fiber; focal adhesion. The coding region runs from base 1 to 384 and encodes 127 amino acids. The transcript is spliced from 3 exons. The record is from RefSeq and is a predicted model, not a curated record. Lineage: Eukaryota; Metazoa; Chordata; Lepidosauria; Squamata; Sphaerodactylidae. Gene Ontology annotation, biological process: cell-cell adhesion.
AUGGAUAAUGGGGACGCUGUCGACGCAGGUGACUUCCCUCCACCGCCACCCCCUCUGUCAGAAGACCCGGGGAACCCCCCGCCACUUCCUGGUGCCUUCCCUCCUCCGCCUCCUCCGGAUCAAGCAUUUUUCAACGUUGAGGUAAAUCCAGGGGCCAAGACUCUUGAAGAGAGGCGCUCCAGUCUGGAUGCAGAAAUUGACUCCUUGACCAGCAUCCUGGCUGACCUGGAGAACAGUUCACCUUACAAACCACGGACUCCACAGGUGAGAGCGAGAAGCUGCGUCUUGGUGGCUCGUGUUACGGUCUCCGAUCCGUGUGUUUACUGCACAGCCGAGCAGGCGUCUGAACCCCAGCCCUGCAGUGGUUGUCAAGUUUUGCAUUAA